This is a messenger RNA of Neopsephotus bourkii (Bourke's parrot), 690 nucleotides long. It is a transcript of the gene UBE2T, whose product is annotated as ubiquitin conjugating enzyme E2 T. The transcript has 6 exons. The record is from RefSeq and is a predicted model, not a curated record. The coding region runs from base 22 to 606 and encodes 194 amino acids. NCBI's taxonomy places the organism in Eukaryota, Metazoa, Chordata, Aves, Psittaciformes, Psittacidae.
GCCACCUCCGAGCCUCCCACAAUGCAGAGAGCAUCGCGGCUGAAGAGGGAGCUCUCGCUCCUGAGCACGGAGCCGCCUCCGGGCAUCACCUGCUGGCAAGAGGCAAACCGGGUGGAUGAGCUCCGAGCACAAAUCGUAGGAGGUGCAGGCACCCCGUAUGAGAAAGGGAUCUUCGACCUGGAAAUACUGGUUCCUGAGAGGUACCCCUUUGAGCCCCCCAAGAUUCGCUUUCUGACCCCAAUUUAUCAUCCUAACAUUGACUCUGCUGGGAGGAUUUGCCUGGAUGUUCUUAAAUUACCACCAAAGGGUGCGUGGACACCUUCCUUGAACAUCUCCACUCUGCUGACCUCCAUACAGCUGCUGAUGGCAGAGCCCAACCCCGAUGACCCUCUCAUGGCAUCCAUAUCCUCAGAGUACAAGUACAAAAAGGAGCUUUUCCUGCUGAAUGCCAAGGAGUGGACUGAGAAGCAUGCGAGCCAGCAGAAGAGGGCUCUGGGAGAGAAGCUGGACCCCAGUGCCACGAGUGCCCCCGAGGGAGCUGAUGCCCACAAGAGGAAAGGGAGCAGCGUGAGCCAGAAGGAGAAGAGCCCUCGCCUGGAAUCCUGAGUGGGGUUUGUUCUUGUGGCUCUGCCCUUUUCCCUUUGCGCAGCUGGGCCUCAGUGGUGGAGCUGAAUGGUGCCUGCAGCAGGU